Molecule: messenger RNA, 906 nt
Organism: Camelina sativa (false flax)
Lineage: Eukaryota; Viridiplantae; Streptophyta; Magnoliopsida; Brassicales; Brassicaceae
Product: putative F-box/LRR-repeat protein 19
Molecular function (GO): protein binding
Source: RefSeq, a predicted model, not a curated record
AUGGAAGGCAACGACGGCCAAGGAAAGGUGGAGAUGGGUUCAGGACUCUGUCCUGACUGGUCUGAGAUGACUCGGGAAUGCCUUCUCGACAUCUUCUCACGGCUGAGCCAUGAAGAGAGAUGGAUCGGACCGAUGCUGGUCAGCAAGAGCUGGAUGAACGCAUGCUUUGAUCCAUCACUCAACACCAUUUUCGAUCUCGAAACUCGGUUUUUAUCGUUCCCGGAGUCGAUCAACUGGUGGACUCCAGAGUUUGAGGAUAACGUCGAUUCCUUUUUACGAUCUGUUGUUGAUCGGAGCCAAGGUGGUCUCACAGAGAUUCGUGUCAGGCACUGUACAGAUCGCUCUCUUUCUUACGCCGCUCAGAGGUGCCCUAAACUUGAGGUACUUUGUAUCAAGAGCUGCCCAAAUGUUACAGAUGCAUCAAUGGAGAAGAUAGCCUUAAACUGUCUAAACCUUAAAGAACUUGAUAUAAGCUACUCUUACGGUAUAACUCACGAGUCUUUCAUAAUGUUGGGGAGAAACUGCCAAAAUCUGAAGAUUCUCAAACGGAAUUUGUUGCCCCGGCUAGGUCCUAACCUGCCUACAAUUGUCGCUCCACUAGACUAUCUGGCUACGUUUCCUAGAUACGGCAAUAUUGAGGCUAAAAUAAUUGGGAGAUACAUGCCACAGCUCAUGCAUUUGGAGAUUCAAUACUCCACUUUGACUGCUAGAGGUCUUGACUCGAUUUGUAAUGGAUGUUCGAAUCUAGAGUACCUAGACGUAAGCGGAUGUAUAUCCUUGAACAAAAGGGAUAUAACCACAUGUACCUCAAGCUUGAAGAAUUUGAAGGAGAUCUAUAAGCCGGACUUCGAUCCUUCCAUUGCUAUUGUACACCUUCUAAGACCAGGUAAUCCAAGAGAAGAAUGA